GUGCACGAAGCAGAGAAGCAGCGCCACAUAGCCUCAGAAGCACAGUGUUAGACAGACAGAAAAGUGUAUCGCACGGCGCACAGCGCACAGCAUAAACUCGUAUCGAAUCCAAUCGUCUCUGAACGCAAGCAACGAGCUCCUGCCAGCUAGCAAGCCAAUAAAACACAAACUAAUUGAAAGCGUGUGAAGUAAUCGCAAAUUGAAUUUUAAAAAAUAGUAAAAAAAUCGAGAGCAAGAACAAUCCAGCUUGCUGGCAAAACUGAUUAGUAUAUGAAAUAAGAACGCAAAAAAAAAUCUGAUAAAAUUGUUUGGUGUUUAAGAAGCAGCACGAAGCAGGAUAGCUGUAAAACGCAUCUAAAGCCGUCUUGUUUUCUAUUCAAUUGUUAUAUGGUGAUUUGGUCCUGCCUACAGCAGCCGUAAAGAGUUUGCAAAGCCAAAAACAGUGAAGCCCUUAACGCAGCUCAGACGAAAUUUUUUUCUUUCGGUUGGUGCAUAUGCAACGUGAGGUGAAGUAAGCCACACAACACAAGCCGGAGGACAACACGUAGUGUACAAAAAUUUACGGUUUUUUCCGUUUGUUUUCUUCCAUCUUUCCGCAUCUAUCUUGCAGCUGUCCUUUACUCUGAUAGUUUUCACUGAACUUGACAGUCUAACUAAAGCUAUCUCUAGCUCUUGACGCGUUUAGAAAACAGAAAACUGUGCUUCAACCACACAAUAACAACAACAUAAGCAUUAAAUAUACUCUCUACAACUAAAGCAAGAGCUUUGACAACACAGCUGAGUUACUCGUACUUUGCUGUGUCUUUGCUCGUAAACUUUGCAGUUAAAACAAAGAUCUCAUCGACCACAGCACUUCUCAUCGUGUGAUCGCAACGCGCAUCUUCCGUGAGAAUAUUGUUUAGAAAUAUCCACCUAAUUAACAACAGCAACAACAACUACAAUAUUAGUAGCAACAACAAAGUAGUAGUACAUCACUGGAAGCAGUGAAUUAAAAGCAAUUUUUAGGUCAAUAAAUUGAGAAAGCAACUAGCACCUACUAGAAACUACCAGAGGUAUCUACAUAAGAAACAAAACUAAAGAGGGAGUAAAGUAGAGGAAAAAAAGCAAAAAUGGCAGCAUUCAUAGCGAAACAAAUGGUUGGCAACCAGCUAAGCGCCGUUAAAGAUGCUGCCGGCGGUGGUGAUGGCGGUGAUGAUGGUGACGAUAAGGAAAAGGCAGAGGAGGAGGAGAGGGAGCGUCAGGAGGCCAUACGUGAGGCCGAAGAGCGACGAAAGGAGAAGCAUCGUAAGAUGGAAGAAGAGCGCGAAAAGAUGAGACAAGAUAUUCGUGAUAAGUACAACAUAAAGAAAAAGGAAGAAGUUGUCGAAGCCGCGCCCCAAGAAGAACCCAAUCCGCUGAUGCGAAAGAAGAAGACACCCGAAGAGUUGGCUGCCGAAGCGGAACAGGAAGAGUUGGACGAUUUCACAAAACUGAAAAAUCAAAUAGAAACGCAAGUAAAUGAGCUAAAAACUCAAAUAGAGGGAAAAUGUGUCAUGCAGUGAUAUGUCAUCAUAUGAUUAUGAGAAUACCAAAUUAUACCUACAUAUAUAAAAAGAAACAAAAAAAACAACAAAUACAACAACAACAACACAAAAAUAAAUGAAGUAACCAAAAUGCGUACGCAAGCAGUAUAUAGUAUAUAUAUAUAACAAAAGCAUAACAAAUAUAUAUAUAUACAUAUAUUAAAUUGAAAUUAAUAACGGUAAAUGAAUGCUAUAAUAAACAAAUACUCAAUAUAUAACAAAAUUACAACUACAACAAACAACAAAAUACUUACAACAAAUUUUCCCCAACAUUCCAAACAAACUUAUAUAUAAUAUAUAUACAUACCAUAUAUAUAUAUAUACGCAAAACAACAACUGCAGCAAAAAGGAGGCAGCAAAACGACAGCAACAAAAAUAUAUAUAAAAACCAAAAACAACAACAUAAAGCAAAAACAAAAAACACCCAAAGACAUAAAAGCAACAAAAUGCUGCUAGCAAAUGGAGUUAUAUAUAUAUAUAUUAGCGUAUCAAUAUAUAUAUAUAUACACAUAUAACAUAUAGCAAAUAAUAAUAAAUAAUUACAUACUUAUAUACAAACAAAACAAGCAAGUAUAUAUAAUAUAAAUGCAGAAAAAAAGCAGAAAUGAUUAAUUGUUUAAAAAGUCAUUAAAUAAAUUAGUAAAUUAACGAAAUAUUAUUUCCAACAAAAACAAUUAACACAACAACAUUUACGAAGGAUUAUAUACAGACAAAUAGCAAAAAAAAAAUUACAUUAAAAGAAAUCGCAUAAAUUAAUAAUUUCCAAUGGAGAAAAUCACAUACAAUAACAAAUACAAACAAAUUUAUAACAAAAAAGAACAGUUAAACAAUUUCACAUAUUUGAGUAUUGUACAGACAUACUUACACGCAAAUAUGUGCAAAUGCAGAGUAAAUCAUGAGACACAAAGCAAAUAAAUCGUGGAAAUAUUAAUUCACAUAGACACCGAAACAAAGCCACAAAAUAUUUAAAAUUACAUAACAAACAAUAAAUAAUUGAAAACAGCAAUGCUAUUCCGCAAGAUUCUCGCCACAAAGCAGAUUACAAAAACAAUUAAACCAAAAAAUAUAAAAAAUAAAUAAAAUACAACAAAAACACACAACGCCCGCAAUGCAUAUUCAAACAACAACACUGUCAACGAAUGCUACUUACGCUAUUCCACUAACAACAACAACAACAAAAGCAAAGCUGCCGCAAAAACUAUAACAGUAAAUACACAACAACAACGUAGCCAACUUGAAAGUGAGAAUGACUACAAGCACUUAAGCAACUUGAAAGAGAGAGAGAAUGACGCUCAUUUGUGUACACCACAUGGAAACACUCAUUUGAGAUCACUACGUUGAAACGUUCGCGAGCGUUAAAAUAUUUAUGUUCAACAAACGCUCGCGUGAGAAAAACGAAAAGGAGCGCAAACAAACAAAUCACAAAUGAGAGUCAAAUCCAAGUAGGAAUAGCGUAACAGUUGAAAAAUUGCAAAAAAUGCAGAAGAAAUGUAGUAACUGAAGUAUGAGAAAAAGGGAGAGAGAGAGAGAGAGAUUAAGAGAGAAAGAAAACCUAAAACGAAAAUGCCUUCAAAAUUUAAAUAAAAUUUAAAAUAUGAAAAAUAAAUGUAAUAUAAUGAGUACGCAAAAUUUUGGCAUACAAUAACAACAAAUAUAAUACAAUAACAUAAUAAACACAACAAAUUGUAUAAAGAACCGUAAACGCAUUGUUAGACAAGACUUUCAAAAAACAAAAGCAAAUAUAACAAAAAUUCUAUGCCAUUUCACGCUACUCUGCAAACGUAAUACUCUUGAAAACUUUGAAAAUGUCCCAAAACAAAUACUCGAAACCUUCAAAAACUCGUAAGAAACUUAAAAAUACUUCAACACUGUAACGUAGUUGGCUCUCUUACUUGCAUAAUACUAUUCACACAUACUCGCAAAUUGCAACGUAGCUGCACUGUAGGCAGCCGACCAUAUGAUCAUAUGAAUUUAAGCCCAAAACUGUACGAAAUUGCAUUUUUGAAUUGUUCGAAAUUGGUGAUUUGUUAUUGAUAUUGGCAAAUUGAUAUUUAGAAAGCAAUCUAUGAGACACAAAUUUCAGCAAAACAACUGGCUAAUCUGUACAAUUUCUUUCUUUUACUGAACUCCCUCAAAAUAUAAAAAAAAAUACAUACACACAAUGAGCCCUAACCUCUGAGAUUACACUGAAACGAAGAAACUGCAAAUUCAAUGAAUGUUUAAAAAUCUAAAAAAAAAACAAAAACAACAAACUCAAAUAUGAAGCAUUUCAAAAUUGAAUUUGAAAAUAUGUACAUAUGUAUGUGUGUUAAAAUAAGUAAGACAAAUCACAGACAUUAUGACAUGUGAGCACAACAACAACAGCAACAACCACAAGUGUUACAACUACAACUACAAACUGGCUAGAACAUGUACUCAACACUUUAAGAACUCAACAAAUCGUUAUCAGAUGGAAACCGUUAUAUGCAACCGGAAGUAUACACACACAAGGAUGCGAUACUCAAUACAGUGCUACAUAUUCGUACAUUAUGCAAUACUCUAUAAUUAGUAUAAAUAUGUAUAAAUAAGUGUAUUUUGUGUCCUUUCUCAUUGUAAUCUAAGCUUUUAGAUUUUUUUAUGUUUUUUUUUUGUUGUAAACCAUGCUAUUUUUCAUGCCAGCUACUUGUCACGCUUUUAAUGUGGUGAUGGGUAUUAUGUAUGAAGGCUUUAAAAAAAAAAAUCAUCCAUUAGAUGAACUUCGAGCAUUUGUGUAUGUAAGCAGUUGUGUUACUUGGAAACACACUCUUUAGUAAAAAAUAUGUGGCGGGCACGAUUUAUAGAGCGUUCAUCGAAAGGAUGAAUACCCAAAUGACUUUCAGUACAUGACGAACGCACCCUAUACUUGCAAUUGUAUGAUGUUCAAGUCUUUUAAAAUUCAUCCAAGUGCUCUAAGUGGCAAUAAAACAUGAAAAUUCAUUUAGUUACCGAAAUUCAUAGACUAAUUUAAAAAUAGCGUCAAAUAAUAAUUGCUUCUAAAGGAAAGUCUUACAUACACCUUUCCUGUCAAAGUUGAUUUUGAAGAUCUCACUCACUCUUUUCUGUUUCGGUUUAUCUUCGUCCAGAAAAAUCUCUAUCUCCUUUCGUCUCUCUCUCUUUUUCACUCUCUCUCUCUUUCUUCUACUUCAGAUAAGUUCUAGUUAGGUUCUUGUAUUCGCUACUACAAUUUCGAAAUGCGUUCCGAACAAGGCUUGUGUGUUGUAUUAACAAUCUCAUCUAUUUGUAUGCAAAUAGCAAAUAUAAACAGUUGUGUUAGCUUAUAUAGAACAAUUUUGUUAUUUGUAUUAUAAAAAAUAUUAUAAAUAAAUUGUUAAGCUUGUUUCCCGUUGAUUUUAAUUAAAUGUUAUUUAAUUUUAGUAAAAAAAUAUAAAUUAUGUUACACAUUAGUUAUCAAAAUAAUAUUUAAUUCGUUUUAAAUAAUGUUGGUUUAAAAAUGAUUUACAAAUAAUACCUGAACAUAAGCUAUAUGUAAAAGGCAAAGCUGCGCUUCUGCUAAAAGCUUCUCUGCUUUAACUACCUGAGCACUAAAAAUUCAGCAACAAUAAUAAAAUUGAAGAAGCCAGCUAUCUAAAACACAUUUAAAAAUAUUAAAAGAACAGUAUAAAAUGAAAAGCUGAGGGCUGGAAGUUUCAAAAUAAUUUUCACGAUUUUUUAAAUUCUCUUAUUCGAAAAAGCUCGAAUUCUUUUACUCUUUAUUUAACUUCUUCUAUACUUUCUUUAAUAUUUCAUAUAUUAUAUAAUUUUCUCUUGCAACUCUCUUGCUGUCAUUGCCUCUAUAUAGAAAAAAAAAACAAAAAUGAGCUCUGCAUGUAUGUUUGUCAAAAGAAAGCGAAAAGUAAUAGCAAAUCUAGCAUAUGUAUUUAUUGUAUGUACUGUAUAAAAACAAAAAACAUAUUUCUUUAGAGCAAUGUUUAGACUUGUUGUUUAUGGCUUUGUGAUGUACGAUAUUUGAAAAACAAAAACUAAGUGAAACUAAAUGACGCUCUUACUCAACACUAAAGAGUCAACGAUCCGAAAUUAAAAUAGACAAAAAAAAAAUGUUCAAAAAGUAAAAUUUCCCAAACUAAACCUACGCAAUUAUUAAAUCCACUAAUUUUCUUAUAAAAAUAACUUCUAGUAAAUCCUUAUGCAAAUAAUUAAAUACUAUCCUCAGCUACUAUUGCUAUACAUGAGAAGUUUCGGAAAAGCUACAGACAAUUUUUAAACUGAUUAAUUUUUAACUUUUUACUCGAUAUCCCCAACACUCACUUAAAAAAAAAUUUAAUUGAAAACUUUUUUUGGAAAUUUUUUUGAAAAACCAUCCCACUUUUCAGACUCUCGAGCACUUUGGGUCUCCAAAUAAUUUACUGAACUCUAUCUAACCACACUAUUUAGCACAAUAGUUACUUAGAGCGCAAAGCAUAACUAUAACUACAAUUCUAAAACCCUUCAAGCAUAUGACUCUGAUAAAUAUUUUGAAAUAAAAUACCAAAAAAAAAAAACAAUUUUUUUUUUUAAAUUACCAUGUUCUAUUAAUGAAAAAAAUGUCACUUUAAUAUUGACUCCUAAACUACUAAAGCUUUACAUACUAGAAACAAACUUCGAACCCUUAACUUUCAUACUAGAGAUUGAUUAUAUAAAAAUAUAGAAGCUGACAAUUUAUAAAAAAAAAAAAUAAACGCAAAUUAAUGAGAAAAAA
Molecule: messenger RNA, 6276 nt
Organism: Zeugodacus cucurbitae (melon fly)
Lineage: Eukaryota; Metazoa; Arthropoda; Insecta; Diptera; Tephritidae
Gene: cpx
Product: complexin
Exons: 10
Coding region: 1110-1541 (143 amino acids)
Biological process (GO): neurotransmitter transport; synaptic vesicle exocytosis; regulation of neurotransmitter secretion
Cellular component (GO): SNARE complex; terminal bouton
Molecular function (GO): syntaxin binding
Source: RefSeq, a predicted model, not a curated record